Messenger RNA from Ustilaginoidea virens, 942 nucleotides. RefSeq lists its product as uncharacterized. Gene Ontology annotation, molecular function: triacylglycerol lipase activity. The coding region runs from base 1 to 942 and encodes 313 amino acids. The transcript has 2 exons. The record is from RefSeq and is a predicted model, not a curated record. Lineage: Eukaryota; Fungi; Ascomycota; Sordariomycetes; Hypocreales; Clavicipitaceae.
AUGUCGAUGCCGCGCCCGCCGCCCCGGGCCUUGAGGCUCCUUCACAGCAGCCCGUCCCGCGCGGCGGCCCGACGCGCGCCCGACCCCCGCGUGCGCGACCUCGCCACCCCCCAGCAGGACGAAUACGCCGUCCUCCGCGACCACUACGCAACGCCCAAGCACCCCAUCGUGCUGGCCCACGGCCUCCUCGGCUUCGCCCAGCUGCGCCUCACGCCCGGCCUGUCCAUCCCCUACUGGCGCGGCAUCCGCGAGGCCCUCGCCGCGCAGGGCGCGCACGUCAUCGCCGCGACGGUCCCCCCGACGGGCACCAUCGCCGACCGCGCGGCCCAGCUGGCGCGCGCCAUUGCCGCCGGCGCGCCCGGCGUCCCCGUCAACAUCGUCGCCCACAGCAUGGGCGGCCUCGACGCGCGGCACAUGAUCGCCUUGCCGCCCGCGGCAGAAGGCGGCGUCGGCGUCGGCGUCGGCGUGCGCGUCGCGUCGCUGACGACGGUGUCGAGCCCGCACCGCGGGUCCGCCCUCGCCGACUGGGCGCUCCGCCCGGCCUGGCGGCGCCGGCUGCUGCGCGGGGCGGCGCCGGCCGUCGCGCAGCUGACCCCGCGGCGGAUGGAGGCCUUCAACGCCCGCGUGCGCGACGACCCGCGCGUGCGGUACUUCUCCUACGGGGCCGACGCGGGCGCGCCGCCGCUGCUGAGCCCGUUCCGCCUGGCCGCCGGGGUGCUGGCCCGCGCCGAGGGCCCCAACGACGGGCUGGUCAGCGUGGCCAGCAGCCGCUGGGGGGAGUACCGCGGCACCCUGGAAGGCGUGAACCACCUCGACCUGAUAAACUGGCCGAACCGGGUGCGGUGGGCCGUGGGCCGCUGGACGGGCGCAGGCGGCACCGGCUUCAACGCCGUGGCGUUUUACCUGGCCGUGGCGGACAUGCUGGCCAGGGAGGGCUUGUGA